AUUCACGAAUCUGCGGUGAAUUACACCCUUCCCCAGCAUUCUUCUCUCAAAAGGCCACUCGCACCCAGCAUACCACCCUCUUGCAAACCAACCGAUCACAUCGAGGACAUCGCAACAGUCCAGCGUCAAGCGUCAUCCAUCCAUAUAUCCAUCCAUCAAACAAACAUGGCAGCAUCACGUGCAUGGGACGGAGCGCUGGGUGUGGUCUUGCGCUACGCUCCUCCCCCUCCUCCUCCUCCCACUUGCGCUACUUUGAGUAGAGGAGCAGUGCGCAUCUCAUCUUCAUCCUGCGCCAUUCCUACUCGCCGCUCCAUCAAUCGUGGUGCUGCGUGCGCAUCGAGAAGGAUGGGCUUCGAAGGUCAAAGAUGUCUGCACUGGUGCGCUGUUCGCAGAGCCGACGAUGAAGGUGGCCAGAGGUCGGCGGGCAGGGAUGUGAAGGGAGCAGAUGAGCGUGAUGAAGCGGGGCAAGAGCAAGCGCAGACACAGGCACAGACUCAGGCACAGGCACAGGCGCGUCUAGUGGAGGACGAUGCGCCAUUUAUCGACGACGAUGCUGGCGAAGGGGGAGCGUACACUGCUGCUCAGCUCUUUCCUCGCACGCCGCACCACGAACCGGCAGAAUUGCGUGAUCAUGGCUGGAAUGAUGGGUUGCGCCAUGGCGAUGCUCCUGCAGAGGAGCAGCGUUCCAGCGGUAGCGGCGAUCAUCUGCCUCUCAUCAAUCGAUUUGCAGACGAAGGCGAGGGAUUUGGCAACGAGAGGCAAAGACGCGCAGAGGCGCAGGGUAGAGGUGCACUCUUUUCUCCUUCCUCUUCUUCUGCUAGUCGGAGUCAGUCUCAAGCAGCGCAUAGAACGCCCUUGGCAGAUUGGGAGAGGCAGAGGUUCGCAGAACUGCUCAGACCGCUGCACAGUCGACUUUCCAAUCCCAACGAAUCCGCAUUCGGCUCUUCCGUUGCGCACGGCUGGGAAAGGUUUGCGCGCAGAAAUCGCUUGGGCGGAUACAGUGGCAGCGGCGGUGGGGGAAGAUUUGUGGAUGAAGAGGAUGGAGCAGGGACGAGCGUGGAGUUGGAUUGGGCCGGAAGAGGUUUGGGUGGCAGAGGAAGGAGAAGAGUACCGAUCCGAACCAUUGGGGCUCAGAUGGAAGGUACGACGCUAGAAGGUGUGGAUCCGGUUCAGCUUAGACAGGGAGUGGACGAUGCGCAAGCUGCCAUAGACGCUUGUUGCAGCGCAGUGGAGGUCUGGCAGUGGGCACAAACCAACGUGUUCGGCGUCCCGAAUCCUGCCCAUCCUCCAUCCAGCGGCGCACAGCAAGCAUCCUCAUCCGACGCGUCGCCGGCUUUGACUCGCGCCAAAGAUGCAGAGGCGGCGGCGGCGGAGAAUGCGCAAGAGACGGCACGUCCAGACGAUCUCUUUGCCACCACGCCGUCCGAUUCGAAUUCGCCCGCAUCUUUGCCCACGCCGCUCUACGGUCUCUCCACACCCUUUUACGGACCCGUGUUGGUUCGCUUAGUGACGACGCUGCGAGAACGUUACCACGCGCCCGGAAUCGCCCUGGCCGUACUGAGCGCCAUGAGGUUAUCAGGACCCGCUUCGAUCGCGCUGGGAAGCACGCCAGAGCUGUACGCCGAAGCGCUGAGCACGCGUUGGGAUGUGCUGGGCGAUCUAGCAGGAGCUUACGACGUCGUUCUCAGCGCUCGUAAUGUGGGUGUGCUUUCGCGCUCUGCUACUGCCGCCGCCGCCGCCGGUACUUCGCAACAACAGUAUAGGAGGCCCUCUUCACCACCGCUGGUAGUGGGACAAGAUCAGGAAAAGAGGUUACGAGGCAUGAUCGAGAGGAUCACGGACGAAGCUAGAAAGUUGGCCGUUCGAUACGUCCCUGCGCCCGCGAACGGCGUCCGCGUCGGCGUCGGGGCUUACAGCAAGUCGAGCACGCUCUAUGAAAAGUCUUCCGCUCCCAUCGAACCUAGGGACAAAGCUGGGGCGGAAGAGUUGAGGAUGUGCGAGGCUAUGGAUAGGCUGGCGGGCAGACAACAGAUCAAGCGCGUCUCUCAGGCUGCAGAGGCGUCCGCCUACAGAAGGCAAGGCGGCCAAUCGAUACGCAGACCCGCUACAGGACCUAGAAUGCUCUUUCCCAAGGCCAACAAGUACAGAUCGUCGUCGGAGCUGUACUGAUUGCGAUUCACACGCUAGGAAUUUUACACGGCAUGGACUUCUAACUAUCUGCCCUCAUAGUUGCGCUGAUCUGACUGCGGGCGCAUCGACGGCAGACAAGAGGGGAAGGGGCUGCGUGCGUAUACGAAAUUGAUGAAGCGCAAAAUAGGCAAGAAGAGAAAAGGCGACGAGUGCGUCAGGACAGACUGAUGCUCAAAAGGUCCUGCGAUUCAGGAUCGUGUGUUGAGCAAGGCAUCAGCCCAGUCGUCGCUCUGUGUACUUGACCUUGUCGCACCCGUCCUCCACCUCGUCGCGACGUUCGCGCGCGCACACACUCACCUUGCCACUCUUGACAUCCGAAAAGGACGGCAUCUUUCCGAUCUUCAGCAGCUCGGCAGAUUGCACCAUGACUGGAUCCCUCCCCAUCGUAGCGAUCGCCACGACAGAAUCAC
Messenger RNA from Ceraceosorus guamensis, 2600 nucleotides. RefSeq lists its product as hypothetical. The transcript has a single exon. Gene Ontology annotation, cellular component: mitochondrion. The coding region runs from base 166 to 2169 and encodes 667 amino acids. The record is from RefSeq and is a predicted model, not a curated record. NCBI's taxonomy places the organism in Eukaryota, Fungi, Basidiomycota, Exobasidiomycetes, Ceraceosorales, Ceraceosoraceae.